AUGGAAAAUAUACCAAAUUCACCAAAAACAAAUUUGAGCUAUCAACUCUUCUUGUAUCGUGAAGAACUACGUAAACGUAAUUCACAAUAUUUGAGACUCUCCAAGAAGAAAUUUGAAAUAACUGAUGAACUUAUUACGCAGAAGGUUAGUAAUCUAAACGAAUGCACUCCAGAGGAUAUAAAGACCAUAAACCAAGAGUUGGAAUUUAAACGUAAGCUGAAGUUGGAAAUAUAUCGUACGCGCAAACUUAUGAAUUUGGGUAUGAAAAAUGUUGGCCCGAAUACACCAAGCACCGAACUUUAAGGAGCCGGAAGGAUGGAAGGAUUGGAUAUAUAUACUAUAUACAGUAUAUACUUUUACUGGAAAUUCAACGUAAUAUUAGCUGAAAAAAGGAUCCUAAUAACCAACAACGUACUGUGAGAGAGACCAAAAAGAAAAUUGUGAAAAUGAUGAA
Teleopsis dalmanni is the source of this 454-nucleotide messenger RNA. RefSeq lists its product as uncharacterized. Bases 1 to 303 code for a protein of 100 amino acids. The transcript has a single exon. The record is from RefSeq and is a predicted model, not a curated record. Lineage: Eukaryota; Metazoa; Arthropoda; Insecta; Diptera; Diopsidae.